UUGAAGGAAGCCCGGGGGGCGCCAUUGAGGAAGUUGUGAGAGUCGCCGCUUCCCUUCGCUCCCCGGGGUCGCGAGAGUCCUGCCACCAUGCCUAUCCGUGCCCUGUGCACGAUUUGCUCCGACUUCUUCGACCAUUCCCGCGACGUGGCCGCCAUCCACUGCGGCCACACGUUUCACCUGCAGUGCCUUAUACAGUGGUUCGAGACAGCACCAAGUCGAACCUGCCCACAGUGCCGAAUCCAGGUUGGCAAAAAAACUAUUAUCAAGAAGCUCUUCUUUGACUUUGCUCCAGAGGAGGAGAAUACCCUGGAUGCAGAAUUUUUAAAGAAUGAACUGGACAAUAUCAGAGCCCAGCUUUCUCAGAAAGAGAAAGAGAAACGAAACAGUCAGGCUAUCAUCGACACUCUGCGAGACACCCUGGAAGAGCGCAACGCCGUGGUGGAAUCUCUGCAGAAGGCCUUAGACAAGUCUGAGAUGCUUUGCUCCACUUUCAGAAAGCAGAUGAAAUACUUGGAGCAGCAGCAAGAUGAAACCAAACAAGCACGGGAGGAGGCCCGUCAACUCAAGAACAAAAUGAAGAACAUGGAGCAGAUUGAGCUCCUACUCCAAAGUCAGAGGCCUGAGGUGGAGGAGAUGAUCCGACACAUGGGUGUGGGGCAGUCAGCGGUGGAGCAGCUGUCUAUGUACUGCGUGUCCCUCAAGAAAGAGUAUGAGAACCUGAAGGAAGCACGGAAAGCCUCAGGGGAGCUGGCUGACAAGCUGAAGAAGGACUUGACCUCCGCCAGAAACAAGUUACAGACGGUCUAUUCUGAAUUGGAUCAGACCAAGUUAGAACUGACGUCAACCCAGAAGGACUUAGAGAAUGCUGACAAGGAAAUUACGAGUCUAAAAAAGAAGCUAAGGAUGUUACAAGAAACCUUGAAACUGCCACCAGGAGCCAAGGAGACUGUCAACCGCCUGGUUUUAGAGAGCCCAGCUCCACAGAUGCAGAAACUGAAGCUCCGACCGCCAUCCUCCAGUGACGACAUUGACCUCAACGCGACCUUUGAUGUGGAGACCCCUCCAGCCCAGCCCUCCAGCUUCCAGCAUGGCCACCCCAAGCAGCUCUGCCUGGAGAGGGCGCAGUCUCCCAUGCAGGAUGUCUUCGAGAAAAUGCCCAAAAGUUCCAAGCAGGAAUCCCAACUCUCCCUGGGUGGCCAGCAAUGUGCAGGAGAGCCAGAUGAGGAGCUCGCUGGUGUAUUCCCCCGCUUCAUCCAGAACGCUGUCCUGCGUCACAAACAGCCCAAGAGGACUGUGUCCUGUCGCAGCACCGGUGUGGUAAGAACAGGAUUCGAUGGACUUGGAGGGCGAACAAAAUUCAUACAGCCUACAGAUACAGCCACGAUCCGCCCACUGCCGGUUAAACCCAAGGCCAACUGUAAGCAGAGAGUAAAGAAUAGGACUAUGUAUUCUUCCACCCAGACCAAGUUGGAUACCUUCCUGUGGCAGUGAGAACAGUGAGUGAGUAGUGACAGAUUGAUGCUGCCAACUAGUAGACGAAGAACUAACCAGAAGCUGGGUGCUGGUGGCUCACGCUUAUAAUCCUAGCUACUCAGGAGGCUG
Messenger RNA from Perognathus longimembris pacificus (Pacific pocket mouse), 1602 nucleotides. It is a transcript of the gene Traip, whose product is annotated as TRAF interacting protein. The transcript has 15 exons. Bases 88 to 1491 code for a protein of 467 amino acids. The record is from RefSeq and is a predicted model, not a curated record. Lineage: Eukaryota; Metazoa; Chordata; Mammalia; Rodentia; Heteromyidae.